AUGUAUUUAGAAGCUGGCGUUGUUCGAGUGAAAGUUAUCGGUCAGGCUCGCUAUCAGAAGAUUAUUGGAUUUGGUGGCGCAUUCACCGAUGCAGCGGGCAUCAACAUCAAUUCGCUGAGCCAGCCGAGCCGUAAAGCCCUUUUGCAGUCCUAUUUUGGGCCUAAUGGUACCAGUUUUUAA
Molecule: messenger RNA, 180 nt
Organism: Gongylonema pulchrum
Lineage: Eukaryota; Metazoa; Nematoda; Chromadorea; Rhabditida; Gongylonematidae
Source: the annotation of a GenBank genome assembly